AUGUUUAGACAAUUAAGACAAUUUUCACAAACGUCAAGAUGCUUGAAGAUCAACGUCAAGACGCCAGUUGUUGAAAUGGAUGGUGAUGAAAUGACCAGAAUUAUUUGGCAAAGAAUCAAAGAUAAAUUAAUUUAUCCAUAUUUAAACAUUGAUUUAAAAUACUACGAUUUAGGUAUUGAAUCAAGAGAUAAAACUGAUGAUCAAAUUACCAUUGAUGCAGCAAAUGCUAUCAAAGAAUAUGGUGUUGGUAUUAAAUGUGCCACUAUCACUCCAGAUGAAGCUAGAGUUGAAGAAUUCAAUUUGAAGAAAAUGUGGGUUUCACCAAAUGGUACUAUCAGAAACAUCUUAAACGGUACUGUCUUCAGAGAAAGUAUCAUUAUUCCAAACAUUCCAAGAUUAGUCCCUGGCUGGGAAAAACCAAUUGUUAUUGGUAGACAUGCUCACGGUGAUCAAUAUAAAGCUACUGAUUUAGUUAUUGAAGAAGCUGGUAAAUUAGAAAUGGUUUUCACUCCAAAAAAUGGUGGAGAACCAGUCAAAAAGACUAUUUACAACUACCCAGAAACUGGUGGUGUUGGUUUAAGUAUGUAUAAUACUGAUGAAUCAAUCAAAGGAUUUGCUCAUUCAUCUUUCAAAAUGGCUUUAAACAAGAACUUACCAUUAUACUUAUCAACCAAAAAUACUAUCUUAAAGAAAUACGAUGGUAGAUUCAAAGAUAUCUUCCAAGAAAUUUAUGAAUCAACUUAUCAAAAAGAUUUUGAAGCUAAAGGUUUAUGGUAUGAACAUAGAUUAAUUGAUGAUAUGGUGGCUCAAAUGAUUAAAUCCAAAGGUGGUUACGUCAUGGCUUUGAAGAAUUACGAUGGUGAUGUUCAAAGUGAUAUCGUUGCUCAAGGUUUCGGAUCAUUAGGAUUAAUGACUUCAGUUUUGAUGACUCCUGAUGGAAAAGCUUUCGAAAGUGAAGCUGCUCAUGGUACCGUCACUAGACAUUUCAGACAACAUCAACAAGGAAAAGAAACUUCAACUAAUUCCAUUGCUUCAAUUUUCGCUUGGACUAGAGGUUUAAUUCAAAGAGGUAAAUUAGAUGAAACCCCAGAAUUAGUUAAAUUUGCUGAAACUUUAGAACAAGUUACUAUUCAAACAGUCAUUGAUGGUGUUAUGACCAAAGAUUUAGCUUUAGCUCAAGGUAAAACUGACAGAUCAAGUUAUGUUACUACCACUGAAUUUUUAGAUGCCGUUGCUGAAAAAUUAAACGGUGCUGUUAAAGUUUAA
Messenger RNA from Yamadazyma jaroonii, 1266 nucleotides. Lineage: Eukaryota; Fungi; Ascomycota; Pichiomycetes; Serinales; Debaryomycetaceae. The record is from the annotation of a GenBank genome assembly.